Andrographis paniculata is the source of this 2641-nucleotide messenger RNA. RefSeq names its product cation/H(+) antiporter 2-like. The transcript has 4 exons. The record is from RefSeq and is a predicted model, not a curated record. Gene Ontology annotation, cellular component: endomembrane system; membrane. Bases 43 to 2397 code for a protein of 784 amino acids. Gene Ontology annotation, molecular function: antiporter activity. Gene Ontology annotation, biological process: regulation of pH; proton transmembrane transport. Lineage: Eukaryota; Viridiplantae; Streptophyta; Magnoliopsida; Lamiales; Acanthaceae.
CGCUUCAAGAAGGAAGCAAUCAAUCGCGGCCGUCGGAGAAGAAUGGACCACGAUGGCGAUUGCUUCAGCAAGGAGGAGCUUUUCAACCCCAUCCUCGCCAUGGGCACGCAGGUUUCCUGUCUGCUUGUCAUCUCGCAUUUCUUCCAGCUUCUGCUCAAACCCUUGGGGCAGCCGGCGCCCGUCGCGCAAAUCCUCGCAGGAUUCGUGCUGGGGCCAUCCGGUUUAUCACACAUAGAUGGGGUAAAGGGUUUCUUCUUCACCAUUUCUUCUACUGACUACUAUGAAACCAUGGCUCUCUACUCCAGAAUCAUCAUCAUGUUCCUGAUUGGGCUGGAGACUGAUGUCCCUUAUUUAAGGCGCAACUUACGCGAGGCCUUCAUCAUUUCUUGCUCAAGCAGCUUCAUCUGCACCGUUUUUGCCUUAUCUGUGACCACUUUUAUAUUCCAAGAGAUAGGAGGCCAUGGCUCUGUGGCUGUGAUGGCCUUAACGCUCUCCAUAAUCUUGUCGAACACGGCGUCGCCUUUCGUGUUGCGUCUGGCGCAUGAUCUCCGGUUUGCAAGUACUGACAUUGGGAGGUUGGCUAUAUCCUCUUCCCUUGUGGCCGACGCUUAUGCUGUGUUUUUGUUGAUCAUCAUUUCCAAGCAGAAGCACCGCUACAAUGGCCUUAAGUGGUUCUUUUACGGCAUCCUGCAUUUCAUUGUGAUUAUAUCGGUUAUCCUCCUUAACAUGCACUUAUCGGAUUGGCUCAAUAAGAGACACAGGAAUCUAAAGUACCUGAGGAGCACAGGAAUGUCUGUUCUUCUGGCUAUCUUAUUCAGCGGUGCCACCAUUCUCGAAACAAUGGGAUUCAGCAGUGUGGUUGCUUGUUUUCUCAUUGGCGCGACAUUUCCAAGGGGCGGCAAGUCAUACCGGACACUCUUGAAUAAGCUUUCGUAUUUUGUCCACAACUUCGUUCUUCCCCUGUACUUGGGGUAUAGUGGAUUCAAGGCGGACAUUACACUUAUCAAUUCUUUCCGAAACUUUGCCAUAGUUAUGAUCAUUAUACUUCUGAGCAUUGGAGGCAAAGUAACUGGCACAAUAGCUGCUUGCCUUCACCUCAAAAUCCCCCCAAAUGAAGCCGUACUUCUCGCUUUCUUGAUGAACUUGAAAGGCCAUGUCGACUUGCUUGCUCUGUCCGUUGGCUUGGAGAGUACCGUAAUGUCAAGCCAGGUAUUCUACAACCUGAUGAUAAUAGCCGUGGUAAUAAACUCACUGAUUUGGGGACCUGUAAUAGCCUUCAUGGUAAGGAGAGAGACUGAGAUCUUUGGUUAUAAGCAUAUAGCUUUCGAAUUUCAAUCGCCUGAGAGUGAAUUAAAACUGCUGGCUUGUGUGCAUGGUCCUCGUCCCGUGGCGACCAUGAUAGGACUGAUUUCGAGUUGUAGAGGGUCUGAAUCCGUUGCUAUUACUCCUUACUUGAUGCAUUUAAUCGAGCUACCGGAAAGGACCAAAAAGAACUUACUUUACAAUCAAAAGGAGGAAGAUGAACUCAGCGACGAUGAUAAUUAUGGCGGAAAUGACGUGGUGGAAAUUAAUGAAGCCGUGGAUAUCUUUUACGCCGAAACUGGGCUACUUAUCCAUCAAGCCAAGAUUGUCGCACCUUUCGCUACCAUGUACGCCGAUGUGUGCGAAUUUGCAGAGGACAAAAGAUCCUCUAUCAUCAUCCUACCGUUUCACAAGCACCAGAGAAUCGACGGGAAGCUCGAAUCUGGCAAGGAGGGCAUCAGGGCUACAAACCAGAAAGUUCUGUGCCACGCCAAGUGUUCGGUCGGCAUCCUCGUCGACCGUGGGCUAACUGCUAGCAUGUCCCAUAUGUCGGGAACUGGCUCGUUGCAACACAUGGCUUUGCUGUUUUUUGGUGGUCCGGAUGAUCGUGAAGCGUUGGGGCUCAGUAAACGCAUCGGGAUGCACCAUCACAUCAACCUCACGGUGAUCCGGUUCCUCCAUAGGACGAUGCCGAUGGAGAAUAGGGAAAUAGACGUUGCUCAUAACGAAGAGGAUUUGUUGAUGGCGAUCACGAACCAUGCAUCGGAGUAUGACGCAGACAACGCUGCCAUGACCGACUUCUUUAACAGCUACGUGACGUCGGGUGUUGUAGGGUACGUCGAGAAAUACGUGGAGGACGGGAGGCAGACGGCGUCGGAGCUGAGAGACAUGUCGGAAAUGUAUUCGAUGUUCAUUGUGGGGAAAGGGAGCGGGGGGAGCUGCGUUUUGACGAACGGGAUGAGCGAUUGGGAGGAGUGCCCGGAGCUGGGGAAGGUGGGCGAUUUCUUGGCGUCGUCAGACUUCGAUCUUUGCAGUGGUUCGAUAUUAGUUGUUCAGCAGUACAGAGCUUCCAAGGGUGGGGAUGAAGAUCAAUGACAGAGAAUUUCUUUGGAUCUUGUAAGUCAUUUUUUAUUACAGCAACAUACAAAUUAUAUAUACAUUUGAUUUUGAGAAAGGAAGGAAGGGAUGAUGGGAUAUGGAUUGAUGAUCGAUUAAUAGUGAGUGAGUGAGUUUAAAAGAUUGGUUUGGAUGCUGAUUCUCAUCUGAUGUCUUCAUUUGAAUUUGAAUUUGAAUGUGAAUUUGAAUUGUUAUUGUAAUGUAAAUAUUUGGAGUUGUUGUC